AAAUCACCGCAAGUUCCAUCAAAACCCCGCCAAUUACGCACCUUGUCCGUCGCCUACCAUUUUUAUACACUCCCCCUGCUUUAAAGUUGAAUCCCAUUUCACACAUCUCAGACGAGAAAUACAAAUACCCAUUUUCACUACCAUCAAACCACAUCCCACAGACAUGGGUGCCCACGAAGAAGAAGCCGGAGGUGAAGAGUACUUGUUUAAGAUCGUGCUGAUCGGUGACUCAGCUGUGGGAAAAUCGAACCUUUUGUCACGUUUUGCUAGGAACGAGUUCGACAAUAACUCAAAGGCAACUAUUGGAGUAGAGUUCCAAACCCAAUGCGUGGAAAUUGAUGGGAAAGAAGUUAAAGCACAGAUCUGGGACACCGCUGGUCAAGAAAGGUUUCGAGCUGUUACUUCUGCUUACUAUAGAGGAGCUGUUGGUGCUCUUAUUGUUUAUGAUAUUACUAGGAGGAGUAGCUUUGACAGCAUUAAACGUUGGCUUGAUGAACUUACCACUCAUUGUGAUACUACAUUGACAAGAAUGCUGGUGGGGAACAAAUGUGAUUUGGAGAACAUAAGAGAUGUAAGUGUGGAGGAAGGCAAAAGCCUCGCAGAGGAAGAAGGCUUGUUCUUCCUGGAGACGUCUGCCCUCGAAUCUACUAACGUUCAGACUGCUUUCGAGAUCGUUAUCCGGGAAAUCUACAACAAUGUAAGCCGAAAAGCCCUAAACUCUGAUUCAUAUAAAGGCGAGUUGUCUGGGAAUAAAGUCACCCUGGUCAAGGAUGGGGCAAAUGCUUCCAAGACGGGUUUCUCCUGCUGUGCCAGAUGAUCUUUGGUCCUCCGUAUUGCAGAGAAGCCACCUGUUUCCACUCUUCUAAGUCCUGGUGUGUCAAUUUUGGAGCUUUCUCAAAUUUUCUUUUUUAAGGUUUGUUAUAGUUAAAACAUAAGACUGCAUUUAUGUUCUUAUAUAUAUACUCUUUUACAAGCCAAAAGAUUUCCAUAAAGUAGAGCCCAUGUUUCCCAGACAUUGAUGACAUAUAUUUGAAGGAUUAUAUUUUUAUAUCUGAA
Messenger RNA from Gossypium raimondii (Peruvian cotton), 1056 nucleotides. Its product is annotated as ras-related protein RABA5e. NCBI's taxonomy places the organism in Eukaryota, Viridiplantae, Streptophyta, Magnoliopsida, Malvales, Malvaceae. Gene Ontology annotation, molecular function: GTPase activity; GTP binding. Gene Ontology annotation, cellular component: endosome. Bases 164 to 817 code for a protein of 217 amino acids. The transcript has 2 exons. The record is from RefSeq and is a predicted model, not a curated record.